AUGCCAAGAUCUAAGCGUUCAAAGUUGGUUACAUUGGCCCAAACCGAUAAGAAGGGUAGAGAGAACAAGGAAAGGAUAUUCGAUGAAGUUAGAGAAGCCUUGGAUUCUUUCAGAUACGCUUGGGUUUUACAUUUGGAAGAUGUGAGAACUCCAGUUUUGCAAGAGAUUAGAAGUUCUUGGGUUGGAUCCAAGUUAAUCAUGGGUAAGAGGAAGGUGUUGGUGAAAGCGUUAGGUGAAAAGCCAGAGGAAGAGUACAAGGAGAACUUGGCCAAACUAUGUAAGCACUGUUCUGGUGUUACUGGUCUAUUAUUUACCAACGAACCUGUCGAUGUAGUGGAAGAUUACUUCAAGGCAUAUGUGAGAGCUGAUUUCUCCAGACCAAAAUCAAAGGCUCCAUUGUCUUUUACCAUUCCAGCCGGUAUUGUAUACUCUCGUGGUGGUCAAAUCCCAGAAGAAGAAGAUGUGCCUAUGAUACAUUCUCUGGAACCAACUCUAAGAAACAAGUUCAAGAUUCCAACCAAAAUUAAGAAUGGUAAGAUUACCAUCGAAUCUCCAUACUUGGUCUGUGAAAAGGGCAAAACUCUAGAUGUUACUCAAGCAUUGAUCUUGAAACAAUUUGGUAUAGCAGCUGCUGAAUUCAGGGUGAAGGUUGCCGCAUACUACGAUAACGAAACUUCUAGUGUGGAACAGAUCAAUAUCAACAUGGAUUCGAAAUAA
Messenger RNA from Kluyveromyces lactis, 717 nucleotides. RefSeq names its product mRNA turnover protein MRT4 (gene MRT4). Gene Ontology annotation, biological process: rRNA processing; nuclear-transcribed mRNA catabolic process; ribosomal large subunit assembly. Bases 1 to 717 code for a protein of 238 amino acids. Gene Ontology annotation, cellular component: nucleolus; preribosome, large subunit precursor. The record is from RefSeq and is a predicted model, not a curated record. The transcript has a single exon. Gene Ontology annotation, molecular function: RNA binding. NCBI's taxonomy places the organism in Eukaryota, Fungi, Ascomycota, Saccharomycetes, Saccharomycetales, Saccharomycetaceae.